AUGGAGACAGAGAUGAGCAAAAGCAAGUGGAGCAUCGCCAACGAGCUCCGCCUUGAAGAGAGACCCAGUGAUGUGAUCCUGACCAUCUUUGACUUCAGGGAGGUUGGUCUCAGGCUCAGGAAGAAGCCGGACAGCCCUCAGGAGACAAAGCUGCCCAAGACUGUCCGGCCCCCAGGCACGAGUGAGAACUCCAGUUCCAAGUUCUCAUCCCCUGACCGGAACAAGACCUUGCUUGAGCCUGUCCCAUCCGAGCUGGUGUUUCAGAACUAUGUCCUUGGCAAGGUCUGUGAAACGGCCCUGCUUCUGAGGAAUAGAGACAAGGUUACUCAGCUGGUGAAGGUCACCAUGGACAGCUCACCUUAUUUCAAGUUGGUUGACCCCAAUGGUGUGUGCCAUCAGAUCCCACCGGGCUCAUUUUGCACUAUAAACAUCCUUUUCACCCCUGAGGGGAGCAAGUCUCUUUUCCUGCAGGAUCAUUUCCACCAGCUUGUCUGCAUCAGCAAAAGAGAAAAGCUCACUGUGCCAAUCCGGGCCAUUGGUGCCCGCCCAGUCUUGGACUUCCCUGACCAGCUGGACUUCUCGUCGUGUCCAGUCAAUCACAGCACCCAGAAGACUCUGCUGGUUCACAACACCGGGAACCUGGAAGCCUGUUACAGCCUCAGCACUGAGAGCCCUUUCACUGUCAGCCCAGCCACGGGAACCCUCGAUGUUGGUGAAGCCAAGCAAGUGACAGUGGAAUAUCACCCGCUGCAGACCGGGCACCAUUCCACAUCCCUGGCAGUGCACUGUGACAGAGGUGAGUGCUGGGCACUGCAGGUGCACUCACCCCGCGUCCUUCCGAACAGCAGAGCCCUUUCUAAGCAGAAUAACGUCGAAGAACCCCAUUCAGUCUUCGUGUAA
Messenger RNA from Pseudopipra pipra, 900 nucleotides. RefSeq names its product hydrocephalus-inducing protein homolog. The transcript has 7 exons. Gene Ontology annotation, biological process: cilium movement; axonemal central apparatus assembly. The coding region runs from base 1 to 900 and encodes 299 amino acids. NCBI's taxonomy places the organism in Eukaryota, Metazoa, Chordata, Aves, Passeriformes, Pipridae. The record is from RefSeq and is a predicted model, not a curated record. Gene Ontology annotation, cellular component: axoneme.